Molecule: messenger RNA, 2245 nt
Organism: Chinchilla lanigera (long-tailed chinchilla)
Lineage: Eukaryota; Metazoa; Chordata; Mammalia; Rodentia; Chinchillidae
Gene: Cngb3
Product: cyclic nucleotide gated channel beta 3
Exons: 18
Coding region: 1-2196 (731 amino acids)
Biological process (GO): monoatomic cation transmembrane transport
Cellular component (GO): intracellular cyclic nucleotide activated cation channel complex; plasma membrane; photoreceptor outer segment
Molecular function (GO): intracellularly cGMP-activated cation channel activity; protein-containing complex binding; cGMP binding
Source: RefSeq, a predicted model, not a curated record
AUGGUAUUUGUCCCAGUGUUGGUGGAUAUGGGAAAACGACAGGCUGCUACUGUCUUAGAUAAAAUCUCCAAGAAAAACUCCUUCUGUGAUUUGCCUGCAAAUCCUGACCCUCAGUGUCCAGCAAAACUACCCACAGUGAUGUUACAGCAGAAGGAAAUGGGCACUGGAAAAGAAGAUCCAAUCAGCAAGGUCCCUGUUAUAAAUGAGUAUGCUGAUGCUCAGCUCCACAACAUGGUGAAAAGAAUGCAUCAGAGAACAGCCCUCUACAAGGAAAAGUUGAUGGAGGGAGAAAUGUCUUCACCCGAAGCCAGCCCACACACUGCAAAGUCCAUAACAGCACCAUCAACACAAGAAAGCAAUUCUAAUCUAAAAGGAGAGCACUACUAUGGCAUAUUGUGUUACCGGUUCCAAAAGUUGCCUCUGACAGAAUACCUAAAGAGAAUGAGACUUCCAAGAAGCAUAGAUUCACACACAGAUCGACUCUAUCUCCUGUGGCUCUUGCUUGUCACCACUGCUUAUCACUGGAACUGCUGGCUGAUACCACUGCGUGUGGUCUUUCCAUACCAAACACCAGACAACACGCGCUACUGGCUUGUUACAGACAUCAUAUGUGAUAUCAUCUACCUUUGUGAUAUACUAUUAAUCCAGCCCAGACUCAGGUUCCUAAGAGGAGGAGAAAUAAUAGUGGACUCAAACGAGCUGAAGAGACACUACAGGAGUUCUACAAAAUUUCAAUUGGAUGUGGCAUCAAUAAUACCAUUUGAUGUUUUCUACCUCUUCUUUGGGUAUAAUACAAUAUUUAGAACAAACAGGAUAUUGAAGUACACUUCAUUUUUUGAGUUCAAUCAUCAUCUCGAGUCUACAAUGCACAAGGCGUACAUCUACAGAGUCAUCCGAACAACUGGAUACUUGCUAUUUAUUCUGCACAUUAAUACCUGCAUUUAUUACUGGGCUUCAAACUAUGAAGGAAUCGGCACAACAAAAUGGGUGUAUAACGGGGAAGGAAACAAAUAUCUGAGAUGUUAUUACUGGGCAGUUCGAAGUUUAAUUACCAUUGGGGGUCUUCCAGAACCACAGACUUUAUUUGAAAUUAUUUUUCAACUCCUGAAUUUCUUCUCUGGAGUUUUCGUAUUCUCUAGCCUAAUUGGUCAGAUGCGAGAUAUAAUUGGGGCAGCUACAGCCAAUCAGAACAGCUUCCGUGUCUGUAUGGAUCACACCACAGCUUACAUGAACACUUAUUCCAUUCCUCAAAGUGUGCAGAGCCGUGUUAGGACUUGGUUUGAAUAUACGUGGUAUUCUCAAAGAAUGCUAGAUGAGUCUGAUUUGCUUGAGAACCUGCCAACUACAAUGCGGUUAGCCCUUGCCAUUGAUAUGAACUUCAGCAUCCUCAGCAAAGUCGAUUUGUUCAAGGGUUGUGAUACCCAGAUGAUUUACGACAUGUUGCUAAGACUGAAAUCCACUAUAUAUUUACCUGGUGACUUUGUCUACAAAAAGGGCGAAGUUGGUAAAGAAAUGUAUAUCAUCAAGCAAGGAGAAAUCCAAGUUCUUGGAGGCCCUGAUGGUGCCCAAGUCCUUGUUACUCUGAAAGCUGGGGCAGUGUUUGGAGAAAUCAGCCUUCUAGCAACUGGAGGAGGAAACCGUCGAACCGCCAAUGUGGUAGCCCACGGGUUUGCCAGUCUUUUAACUCUGGACAAAAAGACCCUUCAAGAAAUUCUAGUGCAUUAUCCAGAUUCUGAAAAGCUCCUCAUGAAGAAAGCCAGAGUACUUUUAACCCAGAAGGGUAAGCUCAAGGAGGCAACGCCACCAAGGAUAGGACUCGCCUUCCUCAUCCCACCGAAACAAGAGGCACCUAAAAUGUUUAGCGCUCUUGUGGGAGGCAGAGGAAAGGCAGAUCUUGGGAAACUGCUCAAACUGAAGAGAGAACAGACAGCUCAGGGAAAAAAUGGAAACUCCAAAGGAGAAGAAGGUAAAAGAAAAGAAGAUGAAGACAGAGGAAGAGGACCAGCAGAGAAGACACUAGACAGGUCCAAAGAUGAAGCAAGUUCUAUUACAGGAGAGGAAAUGCCCCAGUCGAUGGGAAGGGCAGCUUUACUGAAAGAAACUACCGGUCAAUCAGUCCUCAUCAGCAUGGCUCCCUCUGCUGAGACCGGGGAGGAAGUGCUGACUAUUGAAGUCAAAGACAAUUCUAAGCAAUAACGUUCGACUGUCUUUAGAUAUAGCCUAGCUAUUUCCCAAAGAGAUUGUA